Vigna angularis (adzuki bean) is the source of this 2289-nucleotide messenger RNA. Its product is annotated as probable 3-ketoacyl-CoA synthase 21. Gene Ontology annotation, molecular function: acyltransferase activity, transferring groups other than amino-acyl groups. Gene Ontology annotation, biological process: fatty acid biosynthetic process. NCBI's taxonomy places the organism in Eukaryota, Viridiplantae, Streptophyta, Magnoliopsida, Fabales, Fabaceae. Gene Ontology annotation, cellular component: membrane. The record is from RefSeq and is a predicted model, not a curated record. The transcript has a single exon. Bases 444 to 1820 code for a protein of 458 amino acids.
UACUUUGUUUGGCUUCAAGUUAAGAAAGUUAAGGAAAACAAAAAAUAAGUCAAAUUUCAAUUAAAAAACAGAUAAAAGGAAUUUCCUUUAAUUUUCACCUUAAGGAACAAUUAUUCAUGUUUUCGCCUUUCUAUAGUCUCUUUCUUUGUAUCCCAAUAUACCAUUAAAAAAUUAGAUUAACUAGAAAGUCAUUCAACAAGACUAUGUUUCUUUUUAAGGGAAUAAAAAUGGACAACAACUUGCAUGACAUGAUUUUACCGGACACAACGCCAUUAUUUAUGAAAGCACUGAAAGAAUGGCAUGCUAAGCUCCAUCCACAUUUUCCUUUUCCACUGGACUCUCUCUUUUCAUGCCAAACCAUCAUCCACAAUCAUAAUAUCUCAUAACUCCAUAUAAUCACAUCACAAAGAUCAAUCUCAUACGCCUAAAACAAAUCUAAGAAAAUGGAACCUCACAGUUUGUGUUGCUCAUUGGAAAUAUUGACACAACAUAUGAACACUGUCACUGAGCUUAUUAUCUCACCUUGUCAUUGUCUUGCAGUGCUUUUGGUUGCGUGUGUUGCAACCCUCUACGCUGCAUGCAGAAGAAAAACACCAAUUUAUUUGAUAGACUUCAACUGCUACUGUCCACCCAGUUCUUAUAGGCUACCGCUGGCCAUGUUUGAAGAGAAUCAAUUUUAUGAUGACAUGGACCCAGAGGCUGUUGCUUUCCAAUGCAAGAUCAUGGCCAAAUCAGGAUUCAGUGAGCUAACGUCCAUUUCUCCAUCUCUUGCACAGAUACCCAAAAUCAAAGCUCUCUCCUUUGCCCUUGAGGAGGCCGAGACAAUCAUGUGUUCAGUGAUAAAAAACCUGUUUGAGAAGAACAAGAUAAACCCUAAAACUAUUGACAUACUCAUCACUAAUAGCAGUGUCUUCUGCCCCACCCCGUCUCUCAGUGCCAUGGUGGUUAACAGGUUCAGAAUGAGGAGCAACAUCAUGAGUUUCAACCUAUCUGGUAUGGGAUGCAGUGCUGGAAUAAUUUCAAUGAGUCUAGCUAAAGACUUGUUGAGAGUUCACAAGAACUCACUAGCUUUAAUAGUAAGCACAGAGACGCUGAGUCUGAAUUGGUACACUGGUAAAAUCCCUUCUAUGCUGCUAUCUAAUUGCCUUUUCAGAAUGGGUGGAGCAGCUAUAUUGAUGUCUAGUAGGGUCCAAGAUAGGCACAAGGCAAAGUAUAAACUACAGCAUAUUGUCAGAACAAUCACUGCACAGGAUGAUGAAUCUCAUGGCUGUGUUUACCAACAAGUGGAUCCAGAGGACAAAGAAGGUGUAUCCAUAUCAAAGAGCAUAGUUAAUGUGUCUGGAGAUGCACUGAAGAAAAAUAUAGCUUCACUAGGACCAUUGGUUCUGCCUUUGAGGGAGCAAUUCUUGUAUUUAUUUUCCAUAGUUUGUCGAAAAAUGUGGAGUACAGGAAGAAUAAGCAUCUACACUCCAAAUUUCAACCAUGCUUUUGAGCAUUUCUGCAUACAUUCAGGGGGAAGAGCCAUCAUUCAAGCCGUUGAAAGAAACUUAAGGCUAAGGAAACAGGACGUGGAGCCAUCAAGCAUGACUCUCUACAGGUUUGGAAAUAUUUCAUCAUCUUCAAUUUGGUAUGAGCUGAGCUACAUAGAAGCAAAAGGGAGGAUGAAAUGUGGGGACAGGGUGUGGCAAAUUGCCUUUGGAAGUGGAUUCAAGUGUAACAGUGCAGUGUGGAAAUGUGUUUGUGACAUGAAGCCAGACACCUCCACUGCAUGGAGGGAUACAAUUCAUUCGUACCCAGUGGAUAUUAUGAGAACAAACUGAGGAUACAGAUCGCUGUACACAUUCAAAAAAUAAAACCUUAUAUUCCAUCCCAAGAAUUAAUAUUUGAUUUGAAAAAAAAAAGUUCUGUAUUAACUGUCAUCGUUAAGAAUUGUUUUAAAUAAACGAUGUCACUUUUUUCGUACAAGAGUAAUUUCCUAUCUACAGAUGCUAUGAAAUAGCAACAUGAGUUCAAAAACAAAGGUCCAUGUAAACUACAAAAUGAACCGAGUGACACAUUGAAAAAAAAAAUAAUUCAAGCUCAAGAUUUCUAAAAUUGUUCACCAAAUUAGUAUAGUGCUCAGAGCGCUUCAACUUCCUCAUUCGCAGAGUUGGUGGCCAAAUUAAGUUGCAAUGCUUUCUAGAUUAAAUUAAAACAAACCCUAUAUUUCAGAGUAGUAGAUGUAUUUCUCUAGUUUGAGAUAGUUUAAACAAUAUAAACUCGUUCAACAUGUUCAACAAGGAUGGAAAA